UGUCGUUCCGCACUGCUUUGCACCGCACCUUGUUUUCAUUCACUAAAGAGUGAGAAUCUGCAGAAGGCGAAGAAGAGAAAAGAAGAUGGGGAAGAAAGCAAAGAGCUCAAGGAAAGGGAAGAAGGCAUGGAGGGCCAACAUAAGCACCCAAGAUAUCGAAGACUUCUUCGAGAAGUCAACCAAAGACGCUCUCUCCGGCGGCUCACUCGCCGACGUCCCCAGCGACUCCCUCUUCUAUGUCGAUAAGUCCAGAGAUCUUUCCGUCAAGCGAAAGAUUGAAAAACACAGGGAGAAAGUACUCCAUUCUGAUAGUUUACUGCAAAGGAAUCCCUUUGUCCAAACGAUACCAUCUUCAAAACAGAAAAAGUCCAAGAAGAAGAAUAAAGAGAUCCAAACAGCAAAAGCUGCUGCUCAAGAUUGUGAAAAGGAUAGUGGUGUCUCAGAAUCUGGCAUGGUGGAUAUAUGGGAUGAUAAAGGUGAAAGCAAUGGCAGAAUUAAAAAGAAGCCCAAGCCUUCCAUUAUACCUGCUGUUGAAGUUGAGGCUCCUGGAUGCUCAUUCAAUCCCUCCUUUGAAAGUCACCAGGAUUCAUUAGCUUGUGCCGUUGCAGAUGAAAUGCAGAAAGUCUACCGAAAUGAAUUGGGGCCUGCACCUGUCCCUCUAACUGUUACUGGAGAAGUUCUUAAUGAAGAAGAUAUGCUUUUUCUUGAGGCUGACACUGGAUCUGAUGAAGAGAAUCAAAGUGAGAGCGUAAUCGAGGAUGGAGAUAUGGAUCCUGAUAAGAGGGCUCUUAAAGCUAAACGGGUGACAAGAGUUGAGCUAAACAGGAGGGCUAGGCGCAAAGAGCAGCUGAGAGCAGAAGCAGAAGCCAAAAAAGUGGAGAAACUCUCAUCUGAAAUUGAUAGUUUGCCAGACAUUAUAGAAGAAAUAGAGAAAGAGGAUGCAGAAAAACAGAAAAGACAUCUCCGUCGUGCAGUUGCUAAACAAGAAAGACUAAAAUCUCGUCCACCACGCUUGGGAAAGCAUAAAUUUGAGCCAGCUCCAGUUCAAGUGCUAUUAUCUGAAGAAAUCACUGGUUCUCUUCGAAAGCUCAAGGCCUGUUGCACUCUUGCACGAGAUCGGUUUAAGAGCCUUGAGAAAAGAGGACUCAUAGUCCCAAGCAAGAAGAGCAGCAGGAAAUAGGAUGGCCUUCUAGGCGGACCUGGAAAGCUUCACUUUGGUGGCUGAAUUUGGAUUGCCUUUCAGCGAAGCGAUAGUUAAGUCAGUACAGAGAAGCGGAAGGGAAGUGCCGUUCCGACAUGCCCUCAUGUGCUUGCUUAUUUCCGAGUGGUUUUCAGUUCUUAGUUUUACGGAUAUGUGAAAUUCUUUUCUAUUUAGAUGUAACCGAGUCCCGUGUCAGUUCCAUUGGAUCGUUGUUCAUCUUUGAUUCAGAUGAAAUCUAGUAGUACCAUCUCCUUCUCAUUCAAGGCCUUCCAUUAAGCAAAUGCAAUGUAUUAAGUUUCUGAAUUCUAUACCAAGCUAACGGGUGUCAGUUGUAAGUCUAUCAAUCGAGCUUUGGAGAUGAGAAUAUUAGCGAUU
Molecule: messenger RNA, 1576 nt
Organism: Coffea eugenioides
Lineage: Eukaryota; Viridiplantae; Streptophyta; Magnoliopsida; Gentianales; Rubiaceae
Product: ribosome biogenesis protein NOP53
Exons: 12
Coding region: 86-1180 (364 amino acids)
Biological process (GO): rRNA processing; ribosomal large subunit assembly
Cellular component (GO): nucleolus
Molecular function (GO): 5S rRNA binding
Source: RefSeq, a predicted model, not a curated record